AUGAAUGUACGUCAAUGCCGUGAUAUCCUUUUUUCAAAUCCGGAAAACAAUCCUGAUAUGUUACAAAGAAAAUGUCAAAUAUCUGAAACAAAUCCAUCGAAACACACUGCAAUCACCGAUACUACAACAAAUCUCAUUAACAGCGACAAUAGCGCAUUACUGCAAGAACUAUUCUGUGAGGCAUGUAGUACACUUUAUAAUGAUAUUCUCAAUGCUAUCGAUCACCAAUCGGUACUCAACGAAAGUGAUAUUUUACGUCGUCGAAUGGAAAUUAUCGAGCAAGGCACCGAACUAUCGGAUGCCCUUCCACAGUUAUCGAAUUUAAUUACUUCAAAAUUAAGUACAAUUAAUCGUGCCAUGGAACAUCUAGAAUUAAAUCGACGAUCAUUCGCAGAAAAUGCUGAAAAUACUACUAAAGACGACGAUGAACCAAUGGCAGUAUUAGAGCUUCGAAAAUGGCUUCAUACGAUGAGUGAAAAGCUUUCUAUAAUGGAAAGCAAAUUUACAAGAGUUAUACUUGCCCGAAACGAACUGGAUCGUUUGGCUGCUGACCAACAGAUUCUCCAAUUACAAAUCGAAACCGAAGGACAUACAUUAGUAAAUAACGUUCAACGAACUGUUACCAGAAAUUUGGAGGUAAAUGAAGAUGGAACAGAUUGCUGGAUUCAACGACAACAGCAACAUUUGAAAACACUGACAAAACGUUGGUAUCAUUUGUGGAUUCGAUCGUUGUCGGUGCAAUGUCGAAUUGAAUAUCAAUUAGAUCAUCUUUAUUCCAGUGAUGAGGAAUCAGAGAGUGAUCCGGAAUUACGAGAACCACAGGUGAAACGGCGACGUUUUCAUAGUAGUGAUAAAAAACGGAUGAAAUAUGAGGAAACGGAUGAAUUAGGACGAGGAAGUGACGAAGAUAUCAUACCAUUUGCUAAAGAAGAAUACGAAAGUAUCAACUGCGAAACGAUGCCGCAAACUGAAGAGGAAAAUUUAUGGAAAAAUGAUGAAAAAAUGAAAUUAGAUGAGUCAACAACAUCAUCAUCAACAACAACAACAACAAUAACUAAUAAUAGCUAUACAAUAGGACAUCAUCAUUCUGAUAAUGAUAAUUUCUUCAAUGAUAAUACGAAUAAAUUACAAGGAGUAAAUUCUCACGCAGUUUUUCCAUCACCAACAGAUACUGAUGAGCAACGACGACAACGAAUUCAAUACUCACCGGUGAAAAGUUUCUAUAAGACAGUACCACUAGAUGAAACUGGUGCAACAGAUACAGAAAUGACACGGGUACCAAUAUCAGGUUGGUCUACUAGUAAUUUAGGUUAUCCAACAACAGAUAUGCAUGUGCUUACCGAUUCAUUAAUUGUGAAUACGGAAGAGGAACCUGAAAUGGAUGCUAAUGGUGAUAUUGAGGAAAUCUUAUCAAUGUUAGAUGAUGAAAAUGGUAAUCCAAAAUGGGAAGAAUUUGAACGGCAAGGCACUCAAUGGCGUGAAUUUAAAUAUGGCAAAACUCGUUAUCAGUUAUCUUUUAAGCGUAAAUGGCUUCUUAGCUGUGAUGAUAAUAAUGAUAAGCAUUCUUGUGAUGCAUCAAGUGAGGAAAGCGAUGAUUUGCCAACAGAUCUUAAUAAUUCACUCAUUGAAAAUAAAUCUAUCAUACCAUCAUCUGUUCUGGAUAUGAAAUUAUCAUCGUUGAAAAGACGGCGCAAAGGACGACUUAGCGCUUCUGACCGUUUUCCAUCAAUGAUAAAAAUGUCUAAUAGUGCACUUGGACAACAGGAUGUGGAAAAUAGUAUUUGUUCACAGACGUGGUCUGAAAUACCUCAUCUUGAUGGUGCUACCGCAUCAUUAGGUUCAAUUCGUUUACCACCUGCACAAUAUUUGGGUAAUGCAUUUCGUAGUAGUAAACAUCAUACGCGACGUAAAUUACGUGCUCGACGUCUUCCACGUUCAAUGUCUGAUGGUGAACAUCUUGGAAUGUCUAUGGAUGUAUCAAUUCAUUCAGCACCCAGUGCAUCAGUGUCACAUUGGAGUGCAAACUUAUGUCGUGACAGUGACACAACAGGUCCAGAUCAGAGUGAUGCGCCACCAUAUGAAUGGGAUGAUUACAAGCCACCAGCUAAAGCUGAAGAUGACUGGGAUGAAAUGAGUGAUCGAGAAGAUAUAUCAGUAUUGACAAUUGAGGAUGAUUAUCAUAUGCAAUUUGAUAACUCGAACUUAUCACUUUCCACAGAUUUAUUAUAUUCAUCGAAUCACUCAACUUACAACAUUAAUGAAAAGAAAACAUCGAUACGAGAAAAAGCACCACGACCUAUUGCUACCGUUACCGGAAAAUGUAUACGAAAGGAUCCGAAUAGCAAUAUUAAUGAGAAAUUGGAAUUAGUGAAAGCAAGGACAAUACCAUUAAUUGAAUGCAAACUAUUGAAUUCAUCAAAAUUACAACAUCACUCAGAGUGUAAUUUGAAAAAUGUUUUGAUGACAAAUGAUGGUAACACAAAUAAAUGCAUUCAAUCCUUUCCACUUCCAACACUACCCAAGCAAUCACCAUUGCCUAUAAUUUUAUCGAAAAUUGAAAAAUUUGCAUCCUCGUUGAAGUUAAUUCACGAUGACGAUAGUGGUCUGGAUUCAUCAUUCUCGACAUUAUCAUCGAUUAGAUCAUUGAGUGAUAUCGUUAGCACUCUUAAAAUAUUUACCGAUAUUCAUGAACGAUUAUUGGAGGAGCAAGAGGAAUUGCAAAGUUUAUUAAAUUCAGACUCAUUUUCUGGUGAUUUAUCAGGUUUAUUGAGAGAAUUUGAACCAUUAUGUGAAGGUUAUAAGGAAGCAGUGAAACGAGUAGAGCAAUUAAUGGCGCAAAUUGAAGCAAUUCGAGAUAAAUGGAAUGAUUGGUCAGAAACGCAACGAAUUAUUCAAAUGAUGAUGCGAACAAUUGAAAAUGAUUUAUUAGAAUUACGAAAAGGAACUGAUAAUUCUGAACAGAUAUGUUCCGAAUUGGAAUUAUGUCAGGAACGAAUGAAUCGAUUAGAAACAGUAUGUAAUUACCUGAGCUGUAAUUUAGCAUCACUUCAUAAUCGUUCCUCCACUCAACAAUCACCGCCAAUCGAUUUCACUUCUGAAUUAGCAUUAUAUUCCAAUGCAUUAAUACAACUUAAAACUAGAUUUGAAAAAGAAAUGGGUCAUGUAAGAAGUGUUGAUAAAGCAACAUUGGUACGUAGUAGAAAACGAAUGCAUUUAAAAAAUGAUACAAAAAUGACAACAAGACAAAUGAGACAGGACAAUUGCGCAAGCGCUAUUCAUAUUAAUUGGUCAAUUAAACUGUUAUUUAUUGUUGCUGCAAUUGCAGCAUUUACUGCUUGGUUUACUACAUCAUCACUUGUACCGUGGCGAACAACAUUGGGACCACACUUAGAUUACGUUGACGGUCCACCACCUCUUUGA
Molecule: messenger RNA, 3420 nt
Organism: Brugia pahangi
Lineage: Eukaryota; Metazoa; Nematoda; Chromadorea; Rhabditida; Onchocercidae
Source: the annotation of a GenBank genome assembly